GGCGCCGACGGAGGCUCAGCCUUCCGGGCUGGCGGCAGGAAGAGAGCGCGGCUUCUCGGCCUGAGCGUUGUCCCCGCGGCGGGCGGGAAGCAGACCCUUCUCCAAAGCUCGGGGCUCCAGCGACCCCUGGACCGCAGCGGCAUGGCAGUCCCAGGUUGCAACAAGGACAGUGUGAGAGCAGGCUGUAAGAAGUGCGGUUACCCCGGCCACCUGACCUUCGAGUGCCGCAAUUUCCUCCGAGUGGACCCCAAGAGGGACAUAGUGUUGGAUGUCAGCAGUACAAGCAGCGAGGACAGCGAUGAGGAGAAUGAAGAGCUGAACAAGCUGCAGGCCUUGCAAGAGAAGAGAAUAAAUGAAGAUGAGGAAAAGAAAAGAGAAAAAAGCAAAGAAAAAAUCAAAGUGAAAAAAAAAAGAAAAAGGUCUCACUCCUCCAGUUCUGCUGAAGAGGACACGUCAAAACCGAAGAAACAAAAAUACAAGAAAAAAGAAAAGAAGAAUAAAUCAAAAAAAGGAAAACAUCACAAAAAGGGGAAAAAGAAGAGAAAAAAGGAGAAGCGCUCUCCCAGUCCGAAAUAGUUACGAAUUCUCCAAAAAGUGACUUGAGACUUUGGCUUGUUGUCAUAGGCCAGAAUUUUGUUUUCCAAAGUCACUUGUUCUUCCUGGGAAUUUACUCUAUGGCUACACUUUGUAAUAAAUCAUGGCCUUCCCCAUUUAAAUAUAUAUAUAUUUUUUGGUAUGUGAGACCAUUAGAGCCCUCUGACUACAUGUUUUUAAUGUACUGUGGAUAUAAAGUGUGAAAUCAGUCCCAUUACUUGCUCGCAGUACGCCAUGUGUAGAUACUGAUACAUGCGUCCCUGCUGUAUUUGUGUCUCCCUGGGCUUGAGUAGCAUUAAACGCUGCUUAAGUCGAUGGAAUUGGCUUCGUUAGGUUCAGUACAGGUAAUCCACCUAGCUAGCUAGGAGCUAAUGCUCUGCUCUUGACACAGAAAAAUUUUAAUAGCUUUCUAUAAUGUACGAAGAGUGAGAUUCUUCACUGCUGUUUUUAACACUGUUUUAUACAAUAGGAGGUAAAGCUUUACAGGUUUUUAACCAGGACUUUUUCUGUGAACAAUAUUGGCAAGAAAAUGAUCAUGGAAACGUUUACAGCGGAAUUCCAUUGUUUUAUAAAACACAAUUUCUAGUCUGUGCCUCCUUUUUUUCCUAGCAAUUCAGAUCUCCGUAACUUGUUAAACUCAUCAGGCCCUGGCCACUAGUCCAUCUCCCAGAGCUGUGGUGUGCCGGUCAGGAUUCCCUGCCGACACUCCUGGCUAACUUUUCCAGUGUGCCAUGUUGGCAUGUCGUGCAGCGAGACCUCAGACACGUUUUUUGUUUAGAAGGACAUGUGCGUCCUUGGCACAGCUGAUCCUCAUCGUGUGUAGUGUUGGGCCUGCAUGAGUCUUGUUUCUGUGAGUAAUGUCGAAAGCGUUUAUAAAAGUGAGCAUGUGUUCA
Ochotona curzoniae (black-lipped pika) is the source of this 1487-nucleotide messenger RNA. RefSeq names its product SREK1 interacting protein 1 (gene SREK1IP1). Gene Ontology annotation, molecular function: nucleic acid binding; zinc ion binding. The record is from RefSeq and is a predicted model, not a curated record. The transcript has 5 exons. NCBI's taxonomy places the organism in Eukaryota, Metazoa, Chordata, Mammalia, Lagomorpha, Ochotonidae. Bases 142 to 576 code for a protein of 144 amino acids.